Messenger RNA from Daldinia childiae, 1266 nucleotides. Its product is annotated as 26S protease regulatory subunit 6B like protein. The transcript is spliced from 3 exons. The coding region runs from base 1 to 1266 and encodes 421 amino acids. Gene Ontology annotation, biological process: proteasome-mediated ubiquitin-dependent protein catabolic process. Gene Ontology annotation, cellular component: proteasome regulatory particle, base subcomplex. Lineage: Eukaryota; Fungi; Ascomycota; Sordariomycetes; Xylariales; Hypoxylaceae. Gene Ontology annotation, molecular function: ATP hydrolysis activity; ATP binding; proteasome-activating activity. The record is from RefSeq and is a predicted model, not a curated record.
AUGGGUGACGUUUUAGUAGAAAACCCAGCUAAUAGCGUGGCACCAUAUAACAAGCCUAUCCCGUCAACCAUCCCGAACGUCGAGAGUAUUGAGGGCAUACCUGCGCAGGGCGGAGAUGAAUAUGCAGUAUUAAAAAAGCUACAAGGGCACCUGGAAUAUAUCCAGUUACAGGAGGAAUACAUCAAGGAUGAGCAAAGGAGCUUAAAACGCGAACUUGUUCGGGCACAGGAGGAGAUCAAGAGAAUUCAGAGUGUGCCGCUAGUUAUUGGUCAAUUUAUGGAGGCCAUUGACCAGAAUACCGGAAUAGUCCAAUCUAGCACAGGAUCCAACUAUGUCGUCCGAAUCCUAUCUACUCUCGACCGUGAGAAGCUUAAGCCCUCGUCCUCCGUCGCCCUUCAUCGGCACUCCAAUGCCCUCGUCGAUAUCCUACCCCCCGAGGCCGAUUCCUCUAUCGCCAUGCUUGGUGCCGAUGAGAAGCCAGACGUGACGUAUGCUGAUGUCGGUGGCCUCGACAUGCAAAAGCAAGAGAUUCGCGAAGCCGUCGAGUUACCCUUAACCCACUUCGACCUCUACAAGCAGAUCGGUAUCGACCCUCCGCGCGGUGUCCUACUUUACGGCCCCCCCGGUACGGGGAAGACGAUGCUUGUCAAGGCUGUCGCGAACUCCACAACGGCUAACUUUAUCCGAGUCGUUGGCUCCGAAUUCGUCCAGAAGUACCUUGGUGAGGGUCCUCGCAUGGUCCGUGACGUCUUCCGCAUGGCCCGCGAGAAUUCCCCCGCCAUUAUCUUCAUCGACGAGAUCGACGCCAUCGCCACCAAGCGUUUCGACGCCCAAACCGGUGCCGACCGUGAGGUCCAACGUAUCCUGCUAGAGCUGCUCAACCAAAUGGACGGUUUUGAUCAGACUUCCAACGUCAAGGUCAUUAUGGCCACGAACCGUGCCGAUACCUUAGAUCCUGCGCUCCUACGACCCGGUCGUCUCGAUCGGAAGAUCGAAUUCCCCAGCUUGCGUGAUCGCCGUGAGCGUCGUCUUAUCUUCGGUACCAUCGCCAGCAAAAUGAGCCUCGCCCCCGAAGUCGAUCUGGAUAGUCUUAUCGUCCGCAACGAUCCCCUUAGCGGCGCCGUCAUUGCUGCCAUCAUGCAAGAGGCCGGUCUCCGUGCCGUCCGCAAGAACCGUUACAAUAUCAUCCAGUCUGACCUCGAAGACGCUUACUCCAGUCAGGUCAAAGGAACAAGUGAUGAGAAUAAGUUCGAUUUCUACAAAUAG